GACAUCUUGGCUUUGCUGUGCAUUGUGGGAUUUAUUGGCCUAAUUAAUAUAACAGACAGUUGUAACUCGGUCACUAGAACAUGUCAUUUGUGACUAUUUCAGAGUAAUUAUGAAGAUUCAUUAUUUUAAAGUGCUAUAAUUGGAAUAUGGCAGAUAAAAAAAUACACAAUUUCAUGGACGAUAAACUACCAUCGUUUGUAAAUGAGGACCAGGAUUCACAAACCAAGGAAGCAGAUAAUAUUAAUCUCCUUACUAACUUACCAUCUAUAAUUGGAGGUAAAGGUGAAAAAGUCUCUAAUGAACAAAUACUGUCUCAGAUUAAAAAAGAAUACAUACCUCCAGAUGAACAACAUACAAACAUUCCAUCAAUUGUCUCAGAUAAUAUAUUCCCAAAGUGUGAUUGGGACAACAAUAGAUUUAGGUUUUACAUGGAAAACGAAGAAAACGAGAAAAAAAAGGUGGAGGAAGAAAGUAAGAAAAACGAAGACAGAGUAGGUAUUUAUGACUUUCCUGUAGAAGAUAAACCAAAGGAAAAGCCACCAAACAGAAGAUUCUCCUUUAAUAAGAAAAUCAACAGAGUUCUUAAUCGAACAACUGCUGAUAGUCAUACGAAAAGUUCUACGAGUUAUCCUACCACAUCUUUUUCCAGUACUGUGACUAAGUCUACAUGUCAGACAACUACUUCAGAGGAGCAGGACGUUAACAUAAAGAGGUUGUUAGGAAGUCAUAUAAAACUGCCUCUUACAUUACCAAUUAGUAGUGGUGCUGACAGCACUCCAUACAAUGUCUCAAGAGAUUCUGAUUUUAGCAAACAUUUUGACACGUUUUCACAUGUUGGUGGCAGUAGUGACAAAACUUCACAAGGAAAUGAAACAAAUAACACAGAUGUCAGUAGAAAUUUAGAGGGAUCUGAUCUCAGUAAGCUACAUGAAAUGUUAACAAAUGGCGCUGAUUUCUCUAAAUUUCUGCAUAAUCAAGAUAUAGAAAGUACUAUAAAGUCUGCAAAAGCUUAUGAUUCAAAUACCUGUAAUACUGUCAAAAGUCUAGAACAGGAAAUCAUUGCUGAAAUGAUGAAAGGAAGACAUUCAUCCCAAAUGAGGGUAGACAACUCAUUCAAAAAUGAUCACAUGAUUAAUAAAUCUAUUAAUCAAAGUAUGUCACAAAAUUGUUCUUUAGACAAUAUGAAAGAUGAUCUGUCAUUUGGUAAAAGCUUGGAUAAUAUACCAUUUAGUAGAAAUUUGGAUAAUAUUCCUUUUAAUUUUGUCCCACCAAACAACAAUGGUGGAAAUUCUAGUAGGCAAAUACAAAAUAUGAGAGAAGGCGAUAAUAGGGGUAUAUCACAUACACAGGGUGAUAACAGUAGAAUGAUGUCACAUAGUGAUGACAGGAAACCAGUCAGUAUACCACAGACAGUCAAUGCUCAGACUGAUGAUGAUAAUGAAACAGGUCUACAAAUAGUCACAAACCCAAACAAUGCUCCAAGAAAGCCAACUUACAGUAGCACUACACUGAAAUGUUUAGUCUGUGGAGAUAGAUCCUCAGGAAUACAUUAUGGUGUAUUAGCAUGUGAAGGCUGCAAGGGUUUCUUCAGAAGGGCUUUACAAGAUAUUGGUGAUCCUGCUCGGAAAAGAUGUUUUUAUGGAAAGAAUUGUCAGAUUACAGUCCUUACUCGCAACAGAUGUCAGUACUGUCGUCUGCAGAAAUGUUUACAACUGGGCAUGUCCAGAUCAGCUGCAAAAUUGGGAAGAAGAUCCCGUAAAAUGAGAGAUAUGAUUAAGUGUAUGGAAGAUUCUGUGAUGGAACAAGCUCUCCAUGGUCUUUUAAGUUUGAAUCCAGAUAUUUCAUCAGAAAUCAUGUCAACAGUAAUGAAACAGAAAACAGAAGACACAUCACAAGAAAAUAAAUUAUCACAGAAGUCAGACUCUCCGCCAUUGGAUUUAUCCCCCCCUACUUUGAGAUCACCAUCUCUUUCAAAUGAUAGCCUAAUGAACUCACUGAGUAGAUCAAAUUUGCCAACACCUUUAGGCUCAGUGAAUCAUUCACCUGUAAAUUCACCUGGUUUACCUGUACGGAAUAUAAGUAAUCCCCCAUCAAGUUUGCCAUUAAAUGUUGGACCUCCAAAUCCAUUUGCCAAUCCGAUGUUUAUGUCACUAGGACAAGAUAUGAUAACCUCUGCAAUGUAUUAUGGUGCUCCACAACUUUUCAGUCAGCAAGGCUAUACAUCUCCAAUCAAUUUGGUGAAAUCAGAAAGAAAAAUUUCUGAAGAUAGAUCUCCAGUCAGAAGUCAUGAACAUAUGCUGUUAAAAAGUCAAUAUCUAUCUGUUGAUGCUAUGAAUGCUCCCAGGAACAGGUCAUCGAUAGAUUCUGUUUCAGCAAUGUCACAUCAGUCAUAUGACAAUGAAGAUUUAGAGUCUCUCGAUGCUAUCAGUCGUAGGACAUCAUAUGACUUCAGUGAUGAAGAAAUUCAAGUAUUAAACUCUAGACAUUUUCAAAAUCAGAUGGCUAUGGAACAUUCAAAUAUGUCACAAAUGAGGAAUAAAAUUCCUGGUUCAAAUUUUUUCAGAAAGCCACAGUAUCAAACAUUGCAACACAGAGCCGGUGUUAAUUCAGAUACGCGUCCUCCUUCUCUAGAGAGUGGUGAUAACAGUCGCCCUUCUUCAGUGUGUUCUCAAAGGAAUUCUCCAUACCCAGGACGUCAAAACAAUCCGUCUCCAUUUCAAGGAACUUCAAAUAAUCCCUCGCCAUUCCCAGGACCUUCAAAUAAUCCGUCUCCAUUCCCAGGAUCUUCAAACAAUCCGUCUCCAUUCCAAAGGAAUGAAUCAGUGAAUAGGUCUUUAACAUCACCAUUAGUCAUGAACUCACCAUCUCCAUAUCACAUGACUCAUGGUCAGCCAAUGACAUCACCUCCAUUAUUCAACACAAGAACAAACAUGUUGAAACAAAAUACAACAGAUAUAUCAAGAUUAGACAAAACUUAUCAGAAACAAGACAAAGGAUGUGUGAGACAAAGUCCUGUGGCAGAGUUGGAUUCUCAUGAUGAUAGAAGAAAGUUCUUAAAAGUAUCAUAUGAAAAUUCUAUGAAGACACAGAAACCUAGAGAGACUGCCAUUGUGAGCCCUACUGUUAAAGUUGAGGAUGAAAGUCAGUUAUCUGUUGCAUUUUUAACUUACAAAGUUCAUCAAUCAUUCCAAACAAAUUUUCGAUCUCGUGCUGAUAUAGACGCCAUGCAAGAGAAGGUUAUAGAAUUUAAACAGAGAAGUAUGCUGGCAAAACAAGAUGUACAGUUGCUAUUCCAGGAUGAAUUAGGUAGAAUUUGCUCGGCUGGGGAAGUUUGUUGGCAUGGAUUCCAGAGUUUACUCAAUACUACUAUUCAGGAUACAGUCACAUUUGCUAAGAAAAUUCCAGGAUUCUCUCGGCUUGAGCAAGAGGAUCAAAUUAGUUUGAUCAAAGGAGGUUGUUUUGAGGUUGCUUGUAUUGUACACUCUGUGUUUAUAGACACAGAGACAGAUGCCAUGUUCGUUCCUGGUAAGAACUUCCUAGUAACAAGAAAAGAUAUGAAGGUUGGAUUCCCACUGGGAGAACAUUUUGUUGAAUUGUUGUUUAAUUUAUGUGUACGUCUCAAUGCCUACAAUUUGGAGGAUACAGAAAAAGCAUUGUUUAGUGCUUUGGUGCUCAUUUCUCCAGAUCGUCAGGGUUUAAAGAAAAGGGACAAUGUGAGUAAAUUGCAAGAGCUUUUGAUACAGUCACUACAGAAUCAAGUUACAACAUGCCAUCCAGAUUAUGCUGGACUUUUUCCUCGAUUGCUGAUGAGUAUCUCAAGUUUACGGGAACUUGGAGUGGAACAUAGAAGAAAGUUAGAAAGUCUUAAACAUAAAAUGAAGUUUGCCCAUGACUUAUAUGCUGAAACUUUUGAUCUUAUAACAUGAUAAUGUGUGUAUUGUCAUUAUGUUUGUAGGCACCAGUGACUGUUGAGGUUGAUAAUCUUUUUAAACAUACUUUACUGAAUUCAAAAAAACAUUUGUCUGCUUCCUUAUCUAAGUGUGUACAUACUGGAAAAUAGCAAUUUUCAUAAUUUUUUCUUUCUUUUUCAAAAUAGAAUUCUGGUUUCCAAAAUUCAAAUAGGGAACAUAUAUUACACUAUUGUAGUAAAAAAAAAUAUACAUUAAAUAUAGAAUGUUUCAAAGCAGACAACAAAUUUCCAAAUCAUCUCAACCUCUCUUUCAAUUAUUUACAUAAUUUAUUGAAAACUGCAUGAUGGUCACUGGUAAUUGAUAUGUGAAGUGUUAUUUGUUGUAGAUGUUGUUAAGUUCUAGUUGUUUAUUAUUUAUGUGUUUUGUUUUUCUGUUUGCUUAAAGCAUUUUAACAUUGUUAUAAUUUUAAUGUGUGUAGUAUGACAUUUUAUUUUAUAAAGAUCUAAUGGUCAAUUUUCUAUUUUGAAUAUUUUACUCUUUACAACUAUUGCAAUAAAUAAUUAGGUGUGGUAGUACAGUUUAUACUAAAGAUGAUUUAUUGAAUAUCAGCAUUGUUACUGUAGGUUAGUGUGUAAUGUUUCAUGGGAAUUGCACAUGGUGCAAAUAUGGCUUCCAAAUCGUGAUGGUUUUUUUAUGGAUAGGUGUGAUAUUGUUCAAUAAAUUGCUCUACAAUUAAAUGAUAAGUACAUAAAUAUUGGUGUCAUCCCUGAUAGUUUACUUUGUAAUUUUUAAGAUUAAAAUUUCUGAAAUAUUAUAAUUUGACAUAAAAUUUUGGUACAAGGUAGCUUAAGUACUGUUUAUGUUAAUAAUAGUUUUCUAUAAAUUGUUCACACCAUCUUAUAUCUUGUUCAGUAUGAUGCAAACUUGAAACUUUUAAUGUAUAAUUAAGGGUUUGACACAGAUAGUGCAGUUCACUGGACAUAGAUAUGUGACAGUUAGGACAAUGCAUGGUGUCGUUUGGACAUGAUGGACAAACAUUCUUAUUAUAUUUAAUAUUUGUCUGAUCAUGUUAAUUAUAUAUUUCACCAUUGUGAGAAUCUUAUAUGUUAUAAAUAUGUGUCAUACAUUUGAUUUUAUAUAUUUCACAAACAAUGAAGUUUUACCUGUGUACAAAAUGUUUCUUAAGAAUAUAUGCUUUUUCAAAUUUUAAUCUAUAGAUAGUGCUGAAUAAAUUACAAUGCCAAAAUAUUGAAAUAAUUGUUAUGUUUUAUGAAGCUUAUUUUUGUUUAUACUAGUGCUUAAAUUAAAAGAUCUCCUAUAUAUGUCACAGUUCAAUUUUAAUGACUUGUUACUUUAUUUAUCAAAUCUUAUUCCUAGCAGUUGAAAUUUUAUAUCAGAUGUUAAUUUGAUAAUUUCUUUAAUCUGUUAUUGAACAUGUUUAUUUUAUGUAAGCAAAAUAUGUGUUACUGGUUCUCAACAAAUCUGACUUCAAUAUUUUUUUGCAGUUUGAAAUAUAAAUACUCCAACUUUUACUGAUAUAAAGUUAGUCUCUUGAAUCUGAGAAUAAUUAUUACCAUUCCUUCAAUAAUUAGUUGUGAGUUCAUCAUCAAGAGAACAAAAUUUGCAAGUUUUAUAUUUAAAGAAAAUGCAGUUGAUAAUUUCAUAAUGUAAAUGUAUUCAACUGUACAUCAAAUCAUUUUACAAUACAUUUGCACUAGCUAAAUUACUUUAAAAAAAAAAUCAGAGACAAGUGCCAAUUACCUGAUAUUUGUUUUUCCUGUUUUUACAACAAAAAUAUAUGUUUUAAAAUUUCAAAUAUAUUUACAUCCACUUAAUUGU
This is a messenger RNA of Mytilus trossulus (common blue mussel), 5750 nucleotides long. RefSeq lists its product as uncharacterized. Lineage: Eukaryota; Metazoa; Mollusca; Bivalvia; Mytilida; Mytilidae. Gene Ontology annotation, cellular component: nucleus. Gene Ontology annotation, biological process: regulation of transcription by RNA polymerase II. Bases 147 to 3926 code for a protein of 1259 amino acids. The transcript is spliced from 8 exons. The record is from RefSeq and is a predicted model, not a curated record. Gene Ontology annotation, molecular function: zinc ion binding; RNA polymerase II cis-regulatory region sequence-specific DNA binding; nuclear receptor activity.